Mytilus californianus (California mussel) is the source of this 2341-nucleotide messenger RNA. Its product is annotated as AP-3 complex subunit sigma-1-like. Gene Ontology annotation, cellular component: AP-3 adaptor complex; membrane coat; intracellular membrane-bounded organelle. The record is from RefSeq and is a predicted model, not a curated record. Gene Ontology annotation, biological process: intracellular protein transport; Golgi to vacuole transport. The transcript is spliced from 6 exons. The coding region runs from base 74 to 640 and encodes 188 amino acids. NCBI's taxonomy places the organism in Eukaryota, Metazoa, Mollusca, Bivalvia, Mytilida, Mytilidae.
CUUCCGCUUCGUCGACAACUCCUCCUCACAAAUGUGAUGUGAAUUUUACUGAAGAAUCCCUGUUAUUCAUACAAUGAUUAAAGCUAUUCUAGUAUUUAAUAAUCAUGGGAAACCAAGAAUGUCAAAAUUUUACCAGUUUUAUCCAGAAGAUUUACAGCAACAGAUAAUCCGAGAAACAUUCCAUCUGGUAUCUAAAAGAGACGAUAAUGUGUGUAACUUUCUAGAAGGUGGAACGUUGAUCGGAGGGUCAGACUAUAAGUUAAUAUACAGACAUUAUGCUACGUUAUAUUUCGUUUUCUGUGUUGACUCAUCAGAAAGUGAGCUGGGUAUUUUAGAUUUGAUACAGGUGUUUGUAGAAACAUUAGAUAAAUGCUUUGAAAAUGUAUGUGAACUGGACCUCAUAUUUCAUGUUGAUAAGGUUCAUUACAUUCUUGGUGAGCUUGUUAUGGGAGGAAUGGUUCUAGAAACAAAUAUGACAGAAAUUAUGACCAGAAUAGAGGAACAAAAUAAGUUGGAAAAGUCAGAGGCUGGUAUCUCUGCUGCUCCUGCUAGAGCUGUUAGUGCUGUCAAGGAUAUGAAUAUUCCACAGAAGUUCAAAGACAUGAAGUUACCUGACCUUCCUAAUUUUAAACUGUCAUGAAUAUUCAACAUUCAGCUCAUGAAUAUUUAAAAAAAUUAUGUUGUCAUUUUCAUAUCACAUCUUAUUUCGUUAACAAAUUUUAUCUUUAUUAUGUGAAAAUUGUACUAAUUCUCAGUCAUCAACAUAGACAAUAGUAACAUUUGCUACUACAUUUUUUUUUAUUAAAAAUUGUUCUUUAUUUUCAAAUCUAGAGCUGCCAAGUAAUGCAGUUGUAUUUUUCACGACUGUCAAACAAUUAUUUAUUAAUAGAAAUAAAAUAGGUAUAGACUUUCACACUUUCACUACAGAACCUCAUUUAAACUUAGCACAGGUUGACAUUCAUUCCUUACUGAUAUCAAUAUAGUAAGUGUGUCACUAACCAUGCUUUUUGGUAUGUAUGAGAGCAGAUGUGUUAAUGUGUAUAGAAGUUUGGCAGAAUGUCUAUCUUUGUUUCAAUAAAAUAUUUAAAACGACAAAAUAAAAUUUUGGUUGUUAGGCAGAAAUUCUUAUUGAAAAUUGUUCUUUAUUUUCAAAUCUAGAGCUGCCAAGUAAUGCAGUUGUAUUUUUCACUACUGUCAAACAAUUAUUUAUUAAUAGAAAUAAAAUAGGUAUAGACUUUCACUUUCACUACAGAACCUCAUUUAAACUUAGCACAGGUUGACAUUCAUUCCUUACUGAUAUCAAUAUAGUAAGUGUGUCACUAACCAUGCUUUUUGGUAUGUAUGAGAGCAGAUGUGUUAAUGUGCAUGGAAGUUUGGCAGAAUGUCUAUAUUUUUUUCGAUAAAAUAUUUAAAACGACAAAAUAAAAUUUUGGUUGUAAGGCAGAAAUUCUGAUUUAAUAUAUAAAUAAAUUAAUAAAAAGUUCAUAUAAAAUAGAGUUAUCUCCCUCUACAAAGAAAAAUAUAGAUCAUAAAACUAAGAACUGAAUAGUUAUUGGCGUUUUGUGAAAGCAAGUUAAAUAUGUACACUACAGCUGAAAUGUAUUUUGCCUUUUCCACCUGCCACCAUUGGAAAUAUACUCAUGUCCACUGUUCAGUCUUGUUUAACAUAAGAUUAAAAAAAAAUAAUGAAAAAAAGAGCUAUUUUUAAUUUUCCCAAAUUAUUGUAUAAUCUAUUCUUAUGAUUAAAAAGACAUACAUAGACAUGGACACUCCCCUUUUAUGUAUGGUUAAUGCAUACACUUUUUUCAAGUCCCACUCCUAGCAUUGCCUUGCCCCUCCCCCCUUUUUUCAAAAUCAUUGAUCUAAUACCUAAAAGUUUUGUCAACUCCCACCAUGGACAGGUGAAAAUGACCAUUAAAAAACAUGGUCAGUGUGAAAAGCUCAUUAACAUAAUAGUUUGGGAUAUGUUUUCCAUUAUAAUACAAUUUCCCCAUAGAUUUACUUAUAACACCAUGAGAAAUUGAGGUGUGGACACAUGAUUGUACCUUCCUAUAGAAGAUUCUAAUGGAUGACAAAUUUAAUCUUGUUAUUAUUUAUAUCAGUAAUUAGAUUGAUCUUUUUUAACAAUUUUCAUUAUAAAAAAAUAAAAUUAAAAAUACAAUAAUUCUUUAAAACUGUUUGCAUUCAGCUGAUUUUGUCUCCAUUCUUACUAUUAAAACAAGUGAACAGUUGGUUAGUUUUACAGUAUACAGGCAAUAUAUAAAGGUUCAGGAAAUGUAUUUUAUUUAUGAUUGUUGUUGUUGAGAUGAAAAUAAUGAAUGAAUAAAUGACCUUAAAUGUU